Mollisia scopiformis is the source of this 5775-nucleotide messenger RNA. RefSeq lists its product as uncharacterized. The record is from RefSeq and is a predicted model, not a curated record. Gene Ontology annotation, molecular function: protein kinase activity; ATP binding. Gene Ontology annotation, biological process: protein phosphorylation. The transcript is spliced from 11 exons. Lineage: Eukaryota; Fungi; Ascomycota; Leotiomycetes; Helotiales; Mollisiaceae. Bases 1 to 5769 code for a protein of 1922 amino acids.
AUGUAUACACCGCCGAGUCGAGCGCCCACGGGCUUCUCGUUCAGGAGGGCUGGAUCGAGCUUCAGCAUAAGGGCUAGUAACUCUAAAAAUGCAGCGCCCGCAGAGCCUCUUUGUGUCGAAGAUUGGAUCGUCGCCUACGAUAUUCCAACGGAGAAACUCAGAAAGCAUCUGGCUGAGGUUGUGUUCCAGGAAUGUAACCUUACUUUUGAGGGAGACAAAAUCAGACUCAAGGGGGACAAUCUGAUGCUUCGCUUGCCUCGAAUGCUCAGUGAGGACGAGAAAGCAGAAAUUUAUAAGAUAAAGGAGCCAGGCGCAUCGCUACGGGAGGAACUACCCACCCAUACUCCUUUGCCACUCAGCAUGGCGAGAGCUCGAGCCACAAGAGACCACCCAGCCGUUCGAGACUUUGACAAUGAACUUUAUCGCUGCACGUUAUAUACUCCACCUCCACCUCUUUCCAGUGGCAGGCCCCAAGGGCUCAGAGAAGAUGGCUCAAGCUAUUAUCAAGCCCAAGGCUUGCUUGACUAUGCCUACCGCCACUGGCCUGGAUAUCCACGGAUUAAUCCUGUUACGCCGGCCAAACUCCUUGAUCCACAUACUGGGUGCAUCCUCAUAUUCAGUAUACUGCUGAUGAUGGACCGUGGCUGUUUAGUCCAUCUGUUUAGAAGUCAACAAAUGUUUGAUCGCAACCUCCCAAUCAAUGUCUCAGCAUUGGAAGAAAUAUUCCAUACGAUGCUCGAGUCCGCUAGAGAACACGGCUUUCACCUCGAUCCUAUAGCUCUGACCCAUGAAUUCGAUGACCUACAAUGGAAGUUCUGUCCCGCGAGAUUUGAUCUAGGAGAGGAACAGUACUUCAACAAUCCGAAGCAAAUCAUACCAAUCGUCGAGAGAUCUAUAUUGAGUGAAAGUGGCGGGACAGCAGUGCUAUGGCAAGUUGCAAUUCUGGAAGAGUUUGUGAGCAGCAAACUAGCAGUAACCGUCACAAGAUCUCGCUAUCGUGAAGAUGACAACCUAGGCUGGCGCUAUCGCUUUGCUCUCAAACAGUUCAAGGAAGGCUACAAGCGUCCUUAUAUCAAUGAAGCAGAAGCAUUUCGGUCUCUGCCUUACUCCGGCAUGAAUCGAUACCUGGGUUGCUAUGUUCACAAGGUUAUACCGUCCAUCAUAGGCAUCGACGCCAAUGGAGUCUCUGCACAAGAGUCCUACAACAUUCUUCUCGAAUAUGGGGAAUGCGAUCUCUGGACGGUCUUCAAUGAGGAGAUGUUGCCACUGGUCUUGCAAAGCGAGAUAGACGCAUUUUGGAACAGCUUAUUCAAUAUUGCAAAGACUUUAAGUCAAAUUCACUAUCUACCUGCGAUUCCCGAUAGGAAGGAAGAAUUCUGGGGUAAUAGAUGGCAUGCGGACAUCAAACCGUCCAAUGUACUCGAAAUAGAUGGAGAAUUCAAGCUCGCAGAUCCUGGUUUCGCGAUUUUUCAAAAGAAGAUAGGGAAUGCUAGACCAACAGCUGAAUUAACAGGUGGCACGAAGACAUACAGCGCACCAGAACAAAUUCCUCGAGCGGGACCUAGUCGUGGAUUCUAUCAAACAGUCGACGUAUGGGCUCUGGGUUGUGUCUUUUCAAUAGCAGCGACAUGGAUUGCUCUGGGUCACCAAGGCGUACGAAAGUACACACAAUUACGAGAAGAAGCCAACCAUCGCGCUUUGAACAGUAUUGCUCAAUCAGGAAACCAGGAUCUUCCACGACUCGAUUCUGGUGACUACUUCCACGACGGGAGAGAUGUCUUGCCUGAAGUCACUGCUUGGCACUUAUACCUGCGUAACAUACUUCGAGGGACGGAUCGAGUCACAAGUCAAGUUCUUGACGUGGUAGAUCACCACAUGCUGAUCAAGGAUCCUCGCAACAGAUGGCAAUCUUCUGAAGUCUAUGAAAAGCUCUUCAAGAUUAGCUUAGGACUGGAAGACCCAACUUCGACUGUGUCGCCGGAGAUUAUCGAGUUUAUCAGCUCUUCUGCACAAAGUGAACCAACGAGCUCGAGGCCAGUCAACCGAGCCCAUGGUCGGAAGGGCAUGAAGUCGAAAUACUUCCGGCCUCUAAUCGAAGAGACUCAGUUAGAAUCCAACAUCGACUUGGCACAGAUACUAAACGAAUACGGACAGAGCCCGGCCAUGGCAGAAACAACAGUACAGGGUGAUUCACAGAUGGUGAGCGGACCAUUCUAUCGUUCGCCUACCCAAUCCACCACUACACUUCCAGUCACUGAAUACGACAACUCUGAGAACCUGGAUUACAAGCAAGUUCAGAGGAAUGUACCGGUAAUGUCUUCCGCGGAAGCGAAGUUUCAAGCCAAGGUCCAGGACAUCUUUCAAGCCUACGAAGGAAUAGAAGAGUCAGUUGGAAAGAGAUCUAUGGAUGAUUACCUUGUGAAACAGUAUAAUAAUCGUGAGAUUAAAUUUUUGGUCGACAAUUCAUGGUCUAUGCACAAGCAUUGGGCAAAUGUUAAAUUUGUCCUUAAGACUCUUGCUAUGAAAGCGAAAGGUCUGGAUCCGGAUGGAGUUGACUUAUAUUUCACCCUCUCUGGAGUAAACGUGGGGAAGAAGACGGGCGUAAAAACCCUCAUGGACGCCAUGGUAGAUCUCAAAGUCGCCCCUCCGGCUGAGAACGAUGGUAAGACGACUGACAUGGCAGCUCGACUCGAUGAUUUGCUUAGAGAUUAUCUUGAUCGGCAGCAAUUUCCGGAAGACAGCUCAAAAGUUACAAUCAUUGUCCUGACCAACGCUAUGUGGGAUGAAGUCCCUGUUGCCAAGCGUUUACUUGAAUUCGCGAAAACAUUGAAAGUUGUCAGGAAGAGCGAGCUUACCGAUCGUCUAAUUAGCAUUGAGUUCAUUCAAUUUGGCAGAGACCCCUAUGCGAUGGAAAUACUUACUGGACUGGGCGACGAGUUGAGAUAUAAAGGCAUCCCUGACUUCGUCGACGUCGAGCACUCCGAUGGCAAUAUAUACAAAAUGCUAUUAGGCAGCUUCGUCCACGAUAUCGACGAUCACAACCCCGAAUCUAACGAAGACAACGCAUCAAUACUCAGACCCACGUCACCAGAUAUUCAAGACUAUUUCGAAAGGAGACCUGCGACGAACUUUACUUAUGCUGAAAUAGGGCCUCCAGCAUCUCCGUCCUCAAUUCAAGCGCCUCUUCCGUAUCGCUCUGGACCUUCGCCGACUCGCGAGCUGAAUCAACAUGAAGCUAGGGUUUUACAUCCACAGCAAGAAAUGAGCUAUCAUGAAUAUGACGGUUCGCCCACGCACGAGAAUAUCGAUGGCAUCAACAUGUUUGAUGACGAUUCCAUCGCUUCGGGCUGGAUGACCGACGAGUCUUCGUCAACAGAUGAUGCUUCGGACGAUUUUCCUCUGAACAUGAGACUUCAGGAUCCAACAGUAUAUUUCCAAGAGCUGGACAACCCGGAAUCACAAGUUUUGAAGAAUUCGAUGUUCCAAUUCUAUACGAAUGGAACAACUUACGAGCCCUUCCAAUACCGUUUUGGUUUAGAUACGGGAAAUAGUGGUAGCACUUCACUGCAGGUAUUGAAGGAUGAUGAUAUAAAGAUAUUCUAUGAAGAAGUACUCAAAGCAGCGAAUGAGGCUGUGUCUGGAACAGCUUCUCCUUUUGCGAUAGUGCAUGACAGCUACAACUCCCCGGAUAAACUUGAACGUGCGAUCGAGAACAUGUUUCAUGUCAUCGAAUGUCGGAAUAUCAUUCUCUGUAUCGUGCAGAGCGUCGAAGCUAUGGAGAAUGCAUCAUACUGUGGUGACUUUAUCAGUAUUCUUGUUCUCGACAAAGCCAGGCAUAAUGUCGCAAGGCUUCUCCCGAUCCAAUGUCACAAGAUCAGGCGGUUGGCAACUGCGUUCGAGAGUUGUCUCUCUCAACUCAUUGGUCUUUAUCGCCUUCGCCCCAUGAGUAUUUUUGAGAUUGAGAUGAUAUUUGCAAAGGAUGUCUCGGAGGCUUGCCAAGAGAUACUUUCUGAGCUUGGCUUGAGUAUUCCUAUUGCACACUGCACCGAACUAUGGCGAUCUUUCUUGUGUCUCGACGAGUUUCUAGGCGGGAAAGAAGCUUGGGUCCUUGAGUGGCAUCAUCCAGAUGCUCCGCAGCUUAACUUACCUCCCUUGUAUCUUUCAGCUGAUGCCACAACGUUCGCUGAUAUAUGGGGACCUAUGUGGAAAACAUGCGCUUUGCAAGACGGUCAGACCGACAAUGAUCGCAUUCUUAGUUAUAGCGUUGGAAAUGGAGUAAUACUGCCGUGGAAGCUGCCGACUUCUGAUCCCCAGCAAUCAAUUAGCUGUCAAACACAUGAAGUGUUUUGCCAUUGGAUGUCAGACAAAGAUCUCGGUGAGAUUGGUGACGUUCUUGGAUCAUCUGGAGCACUUUUACGCCCCGAAGACAUCCUUUUUAUUGGGGCCAGUACGAAACUGCAGUGCAAUACGCGGUGUAACUCAUCAACUGGUGAGAUCAGACAGCAUCUGCGGAAUUCGAACUCCCUUUUUGAGACUGGUACGAUAAAGAACACGAGGAUUCUUGAUUCAGAAGCAGUCCAAAUACAACUUGGCCCAUCGUACGUGAAGGGCAGCGCACAGCGCACAUACAAAAGGCGUAGAAAAGCUUGGAAAGAAGCUUGGACCGAGGAGUGGAAAAACAAUCCUGAAAGUCGUAACAUCCGGAUACUGGAGUAUAAGUUCGGAGUUGAAGUUUCGGCAUGCACGUUUAAUGCUCGUCGGCAAAGACUCAUCAGUCUCCUUGGCUCCAAAACUAUGAUAAAUCACCUACGCAACGGAGCCCUGACAUGGAUGAGCCCCGAGUGUGAGCAGAGCUUCUAUACCGCCCUCGAGAGUCGUAAUCAUAAGGCAUUUCGCAAGCUAUAUCUGUCCAAGAAGAAUUGGCAAUCCGAUCUUGGAAAGGCCAUAACACAUUGUUUAGAAGCCCUGACGCGGACAGGAACUGAUGCUGAAAGCCUCAACCUUCACUGGGUCCCCAACUCAGAACCCGGACACAGAGUGAAUCUACCGUUGCGCGAGCAUACUUGGGUGGGGUUUUUAAAGGACACCGAAACGUGUUGUACGAUGGCUAUACUCGAAAAUGAGUGUCUGGAGCUCCCGGACUCGAUCCAAGCUAGAAAGUGCCAAAACCGAGGAAGUGACUCGGGACCAAUCAUAGAUACCAUGACUAAACAGGGUUUCAACAGCUCAGUCCUUGAGACUUCUUUCAUGCUACAUCAGAAUUCCAUUCCCAAGCCAAUGCACCCCAAACCUUGUCAUGGGCACAAUGGCUCUAGCUCUAGGUAUAAAUACGUCUGGAGCACAUCUUCAUUGGAAGCCGGAAAAAAGUUCCACUUCGGCGAGAAUGGACAGUUGAUGUGCAUCAAACCUCUCGGCAACGGCCAAAUAUUGGCAAAGUGGAAACACUCCUGGGAGUUCCUGGAAGCACUGAAGGAAAAGUUCCAAGGUGAAAGCAGACACCGGGAGUAUAUCAGAGCUGAAAAGGGCGGCGCUGGACCUGUAUACGUCCUGAUUAUGAGUUCCGAGCACGCGACGAUGAAUCGUCUACUGGCUGCUUCGGAAAAGCUACUCAAUCGACCUCGCAGCAUUCAAUGCAUGAGGACAUCCUCGAAAAUGGGACGAUCUGGAAAUAUCGGAGCCUCGAUGAACAAUGAAACAGCACUGAUAAUGGACUGGAGCACUGAUCAAAAAGCGAGGUGGCAGAAGUUUAGUCGAGAUUCGGACGGAUAGUGGGGC